Messenger RNA from Humulus lupulus (European hop), 1586 nucleotides. Its product is annotated as plasmodesmata-located protein 1. NCBI's taxonomy places the organism in Eukaryota, Viridiplantae, Streptophyta, Magnoliopsida, Rosales, Cannabaceae. The record is from RefSeq and is a predicted model, not a curated record. Bases 227 to 1126 code for a protein of 299 amino acids. Gene Ontology annotation, biological process: transport of virus in multicellular host; plasmodesmata-mediated intercellular transport. The transcript is spliced from 2 exons. Gene Ontology annotation, cellular component: plasmodesma.
AAAAGUCAUCUACCAGACUUUAAGCCUCAAAAUCCUUUAUUGCAUCAUUCAUAUUUAAAGUAAAACAGAGAGGCCAAUACCAAUUGGCUUCUUUCUUCUUUUUCCUACCCAAAACGGCAAAACAUUUUCUCUACAAAAAACUUUCUAAACCUCUCUCACUCACUCCAAAACCUCCUCUGAGCUCAUUCAUGGUGUGAUUUUUUGUUUUUUAGUUUCAAAUUCCCAAAUGGGUAUACUCACAGAGCAACCUUCUCUUCUUUCCCUUACUCUGUUUUUCUUCACAAUUUUAUUUGUGUUCUUCCCAUCAACCACAACCGGAGCUGAUUACACAAAGUUGGUCUACAAAGGCUGCGCAGACCAGAAAUUCCAAGACCCAAAUGGGGUUUACUCUCAAAACCUCAAAACCCUCUUCCAAUCCCUGCUUUCUCAAUCCGGGCAAAAACCCUUCUCCACAACCACCUCCGGCGAGGGCCAAAACUCCAUUACCGGCUGGUACCAAUGCCGGGGUGACCUCACCACGGCUCAGUGCUCCGACUGUGUGAGCAAGAUCCCAGACAUGGCUACCAAGCUCUGCGAUCGAGCUGUGGCCGCUCGAGUCCAGCUCCACGGCUGCUAUCUCCGGUAUGAAUUAUCGGGGUUCAAGCAGGUUUCCGAGUCCGAGUUGCUCUACAAGAUGUGCGGGUCGAUUCGUGCACAAGGGGCUGGGUUUGAGCAGAGGAGAGACACGGCGUUUAACAUGGUUGAAGAGGGUGUCAAGAGUGGGAGUAGCUUGUUCUAUACCGGGAGUUAUCAAUCUGUGUACGUUUUGGGUCAGUGCGAGGGAGAUUUGGAUGCUAAUGAUUGUGGAGAUUGUGUUAAAAAAGCUAUACAGAAAGCUACUUCUGAUUGUGGUGACUCCAUUUCUGGCCAAAUUUAUCUUCAAAAAUGUUAUCUUAGUUAUAGUUAUUACCCAAAUGGAGUACCUGGAACUGGAAUAACCUCAACAACCACUGAAGGAGGGACAGGGCAAAAUCACACUCAGAGAACUGUGGCCAUUGCUGUUGGAGGGGUUGCUGCUUUGGGGUUUUUAAUUGUUUGUUUAUUGUUCGCAAGGUCUGUGAUGAAAAAAAGAGGUGGCAAGCACUGAGGCUCAGAGGUUCAUUCUUCAUAUUACUAUAUCACUCGUGUUCUUUUAGAUUUCUUUCAAAUUUGUAUGUACAUAUGGAUAUGGUAUCAAUAUCAUCAUAGCAUAUAAUAUAGAGAAAUAGAAAAAAGAAUGUUAUCAUGCAUAUUAGUGAGUGCACUAGAAGUAGAUAGGGUUCAUAUAUAUAUAUAUGAUUUGAUAUGACGAUUGCUUUAUACCUUGUAGUUUAACUUAUUCAAAUACCUGAUCAUGUCCAAUAUGAGAGUAAUGCAAUACAUUUAAGUAAUCACUCAAAAAGAUUAGCUUUUGAUGAUAAUAAAGUAGGAAAAAGUAAAGCUAAGCAUGAGUUGGGAAAUGUCAAAAACCACUUAACUUUUGUUUAGAGCUGAGCUUGUGUGAAUAUCCUUACAAUUCCUCAUGUACUUCUUUCCUUGAUAUGAACAAGUUUCGAACAUUUUCUCUG